AUGCUUCAUCACGGCACCUCGCUCCGGCCAACUGGCUCCCCUCCAUGCAGGCGCUGGCUGCAGCUUCUGUUCGAGCGGGCCGCCAGCUCCUCCGCGACUUGCCUCCCGUGCGCGAGCCCCCGCCCGUGCUGGUGCAGUUCACCACGCCCGAGCUCCUCCGCCUACGCGUGCCCCCGUGGCCUCAACCGCCGGCUGCAGCCAGGCCCAUCCACCUCCUGCCUGGCGCCGACUCCGCGCGAGCGCCCCCGAUGGGCCACACCCGAGCCCUCCGCGGCCAACUGCCCUGCGCGCCGGGUCGUCGCGGCCCCUCCGCCCUGCCCCAUGGCCUCCUCCGCGCGCUGGCCUUGGUCGGCUUGCCCCGCGCCCGCGCCGCUUGGCCCUGGCGCGCCCGCCGACUCGCCAUCUCCUCGCCUACCGCCCGCGCCACUCCCGCUCUGCCUCGCGGGCCCCUGCCGGGUCAACGCGCCCACGCGUCUGCCCCGCCGGGUCGCCGCGCCCGCCGGUGGCCGACUCCGCCUCCGCCCACGGCCGCCUGCUCGCCUCGGCCGGCUCCCGAAGUCGCCGUGCCCGCCGGUGGCCGCCUCCGCCUCCGCCCACGGCCGCCUGCUCGCCUCCGCCGGCUCCCGAAGUCGCCGCGCCCGCCGGUGGCCGCCUCCGCCUCCGCCCACGGCCGCCUGCUCGCCUCCGCCGGCUUCCGAAGUCGCCGCGCCCGCCGGUGGCCGCCUCCGCCUCCGCCCAUGGCCGCCUGCUCGCCUCGCCCGGCUCCCGAAGUCGCCGCGCCCGCCUGCGGCCGCCUCCGCCUCCGCCCAUGGCCGACUGCACCGCGCCCCCGCGGCCGGCCGACUCGCCUCCCCGGAUAGCCGGCUCCGCCCGCCACCCGGCCGGCCUGCUGCCGGCCGACUCGCCUCCCCGGACAGCCGGCUCCGCCCACCACCCGGCCGGCCUGCUGCCGGCCGACUCGCCUCCCCGGACAGCCGGCUCCGCCCGCCACCCGGCCGGCCUGCUGCCGGCCGACUCGCCUACCCGGACGGCCUGCUCCGCACGCGCCCCCGCGGCCAGCCGGACUCGCCGCCCCGCGCCUCCGACCUCCGGCCCGAGCGCCCCCGCCUCCGGCUUGGUUUCGUCCGCGCCUCGGUGCCUGCCCCGCCUUGUGGCCCCGUCUGCCUGUGCGCCCCAUGCCCGGCCGCGCCAUGCCCGUCGGAGGCCGGCUGCGCCCCGCACCGGCUCGCGCCUGCGCCGGCCGUUUCCCGCCUCGGCCGUGGCCUUCGCUGGCCAGCUGCCUAG
Messenger RNA from Aegilops tauschii subsp. strangulata, 1284 nucleotides. The record is from RefSeq and is a predicted model, not a curated record. NCBI's taxonomy places the organism in Eukaryota, Viridiplantae, Streptophyta, Magnoliopsida, Poales, Poaceae.